UUCGCACGUGUGUUGUCUUUAUAUGUCAACGUCAACGUGUUUUCAAUUUUGUGUUUACGACUUGAGUUCAAAUAUUUUUAAAUUAACAUUUUCCACUGUAACCUCUACGACUAACAUUUCUUAAAAAUACUGUAAUAGUCGUUUUAUAUUGUUUUCUAAGAUUAUACGAUGUCGAAUAUAAAAAUAAAGGUUAUAAGUAGAAACCCUGAAGAUUAUUUACGGUCUACCAAGAGGGAUAUACACAAACUACCCAGAAAUUAUGAUCCGAGUCUACAUCCUUUGGAAGCACCACGCGAAUAUGUGAGAGCAAUGAAUGCUGUUAAGCUUGAAAGAGUAUUUGCCAAACCUUUUAUUGGUAGUCUUGAUGGACAUAGAGAUGGAGUUUCAAGUAUGGCAAAACAUCCUGAUAAACUUGCAGUACUAGCUAGUGGUGCUUUUGAUGGCGAAAUAAGACUUUGGGAUUUAGCUCAAAGAAAAUGUUCAAGAAAUUUCGUGGCCCAUGAAGGAUGGGUUCGUGCUAUUUGCUUUACACCAAGCGGAGAAACAUUUACAAGUGUUGGUGAUGACAAAACAAUAAAAACAUGGAAAUCUCAAACCCAGACGCCCGAGGAUGAGGAACCAGUGAAUACUUUACUCAGCAUGUCUGUGGUAUCAGGCAUUACACACCACAGGAAUAAACCAAUUUUUGCUACAUGUGGUGAACAUUGCCAGUUAUGGGAAAAUACAAGAAAUGAACCUAUAAAAGUAUUUAAAUGGGGAGUAGACAGCCUUCACCAUGUUGCAUUUAAUCAGGUUGAAUACAACUUGCUAGCGUCGUGCGCAAGUGACAGGAGUAUUAUACUUUAUGACUGCAGAGAAUCAGGUCCUUUGAGAAAAGUUGUAAUGGAACUUAGGUCAAAUGCUCUAUCAUGGAAUCCAAUGGAGGCAUUUAUAUUCACUGUAGCUAAUGAAGAUUAUAACUUAUACACAUUUGAUGUAAGGAAACUUAACCAACCUAUUAACAUCCAUAUGGAUCAUACAUCAGCUGUGAUAGAUGUAGACUACUCACCUACUGGACGAGAGUUUGUAGCUGGCAGUUACGAUAAGACUGUUAGGAUAUUUGAAAGUCUAAAGGGACAUUCAAGAGAUGUCUAUCAUACGAAGAGAAUGCAGCGGCUCACAUGUGUCAAAUGGUCUUUGGACAAUAAAUACAUAUUAACAGGGUCUGAUGAGAUGAACAUCAGAAUGUGGAAAGCAAGAGCAUCUGAGAAACUUGGUGUUCUCAAACCUCGUGAACGAACAGCACUCAAUUAUGCUGAUGCAUUAAAAGAGAAGUUCGCGAAUCAUCCACAAAUCAAGAGGAUAGCUCGUCACAGGCAUGUACCGAAGCAUAUCAUGAAUGCACAGAAGGAACUGAGAACGAUUCGGGAGAAGUCAAAGAAGAAAGAAGCAAACCGUCGCGCGCACAGCAAACCUGGCGCCGUGCCAUAUGUGCCCGAGAGGAAGAAACAUAUUGUCAAAGAAGAUCAGUAAAUUUUAUUUUUUAUAAAAGAAGAAAGAGAAAAGGCAGAGACUGUUUUAACAUUUUUCAUUACAGUUUGGACAUAGUCCUCUUUGUUUUAUUAAUAUUCUUAAGAACUACAUCGUUUUGUUGUAUUUGUGAUUAAAAUCAAAUGCAUAUACAUCCUAACCUAAAAAAACCUUAGAACACCAGUACAUAUUUUGAUGUUCAAACAAAUUGUGUUUAAAUGUUUAUCACAAAUGAUUGCGUAAUGCCAAAAUAAGUGAUAGUCUAUCUCUGUGAUAACUUUAUUAUCUUUAUGAAAAAAUUGCACUCGACAGCGAACGGUAAUCGCAAUUUAUCGGACAGAUUAGAUCUGAAAAUGGGCGAUGGUACUGUCUUUAUUAUCCUUAUCAUAAAACGAGCGCCAGGACAGACAAGAUAACAUAUGCCAAAUUCGUACGAUAAAAUAAAGUACUACAUCAAUUUUUGUUUAACUGUAGUUCCUUUGCGAAUAAAGUGAUUUAUGAAUAACAUUUACCUAGAUACAAAAAAUCAUCACGACACAAAUUCUUUUAUUAGAGUAAAAGUUUGUUACAUGUUAGAGUAUACUGUAUUGCACUACGAGAUAUUAAAUACUUUCUUAUUCAUACAACGGGACCAUUCUCACUGAACAAAACAUUUUCAUUACUCUUCAAUUCAAAAACGAGGUAAGGAGGCACAUGAAGAGAUUAAAAUGUUUAAAAAAAAAA
This is a messenger RNA of Papilio polytes (common Mormon), 2232 nucleotides long. Its product is annotated as DDB1- and CUL4-associated factor 13. Gene Ontology annotation, biological process: maturation of SSU-rRNA from tricistronic rRNA transcript (SSU-rRNA, 5.8S rRNA, LSU-rRNA). The record is from RefSeq and is a predicted model, not a curated record. NCBI's taxonomy places the organism in Eukaryota, Metazoa, Arthropoda, Insecta, Lepidoptera, Papilionidae. The transcript is spliced from 5 exons. Gene Ontology annotation, molecular function: protein binding. Gene Ontology annotation, cellular component: small-subunit processome; nucleolus. The coding region runs from base 169 to 1512 and encodes 447 amino acids.